Messenger RNA from Callorhinchus milii (elephant shark), 2019 nucleotides. RefSeq names its product spectrin beta chain, non-erythrocytic 1-like. Gene Ontology annotation, biological process: actin cytoskeleton organization. The transcript is spliced from 8 exons. NCBI's taxonomy places the organism in Eukaryota, Metazoa, Chordata, Chondrichthyes, Chimaeriformes, Callorhinchidae. Gene Ontology annotation, molecular function: actin filament binding. The annotation marks the transcript as partial. Gene Ontology annotation, cellular component: cell projection; plasma membrane; cell junction. The record is from RefSeq and is a predicted model, not a curated record.
ACCGGAUCUGAUUGACGUCAGUCGGCUCCAGAAAUCCAAUGCCAACCACAACCUCCAGCGGGCGUUCAGUGUGGCCGAACAGCAACUCGGGGUCACCAAACUCCUCGACCCAGAAGACGUGAACACAGAGAACCCCGACGAGAGGUCCAUCAUCACCUACGUGGUCUCCUUCUACCAUUACUUCUCCAAGAUGAAGGCCUUGGCUGUGGAGGGCAAGAGAAUAGGGAAGGUGCUGGACAUCGCUAUUGAGAUCGAGAAGAUCAUUGAGAGGUACGAGGGUUUGGUGUCUGAUCUUCUCCGGUGGAUUGAACAAACCAUCGCGAUGAUCAGUAACCAACGGUUUGCAAACUCCCUGACGGGUGUCCAACAGCAGCUACAAACCUUCACCGCUUACUGUACCACCGAGAAGCCACUCAAGUUUGAACAGAAAGGGAAUCUGGAGGUUUUGCUGUUUACGAUACAGAGUAAACUCAGAGCCAAUAACCAGAAGCUCUACGUCCCUCAUGAGGGUAAACUCACCUCGGACAUCAACAAAGCCUGGGAGCGUCUGGAGAAGGCGGAGCACGAGCGGGAGGUGGCGUUGAGGGAGGAGCUCAUUCGCCAGGAGAAACUGGAGCAAUUGUUCCAACGCUUCGACCACAAGUCGGCCAUGAGAGAGGCCUGGCUCAUCGAGAACCAGCGGCUCGUCUCCCAGGAUAACUUUGGCUACGACCUCUCAGCGGUGGAGGCGGCCAUGAAGAAGCAGGACGCCAUCGAGGCGGACGUGAGCUCCUACGCCGAGCGGGUCCAGGUGAUCUCGGAGUUGGCCGGGGAGCUGGAGGGGGAGGGCUACUACGAUGCCAAGCGGGUGGUGGCCAACAGGGACAACAUCCUGCGUCUCUGGGCCUUCCUCCAGGACACCCUGGCCGCCCGCAAGGCACGUCUGGAGGUCAACCUGUCCCUGCAAAGGAUCUUCCAGGAUAUGGUGCACAUGAUCAACUGGAUGGAGGACAUGCAGAUCGUUUUGUCCUCCAAGGACUUCGGGAAACAUCUGCUGGAGGCCGAGGACCUUCUGCAGAAACAUGGGCUACACGAGGCGGACAUUAAUGUCCAGAGCGAAAGGGUCCACAUCCUCAAUACCUCGGCCCUGCAUUUCACCCAGACACAGGGUUACCAGCCGUGCGACCCUCAGGUGAUCUGCAACCGGGUGCAGCACGUGGGGAGCUGCCUCGAGGAGCUGCGGGGUUUGGCGGGGAGGCGGCGAGGCGAGCUGGAGGCUUCCCGCUGUCUGUGGGCCUUCUUCAGGGAGAUGGAGGAGACCGAGGGUUGGAUCAGGGAGAUGGAGCAGGUCAUGGGGUCCUGCAACUUCGGGAAGGACCUGAGCAGCGUCACCCUCCUCCUGAGCAAACACAAGAGCCUCGCGGGUGAGCUGGUGUCUCGGCAGCUCCUCCUGGGCCAGAUGGUGGCUCGAGGGGAGGAGAUCCUGGCCAUGAAACACUUUGUGACGGGCAGGAUCAACGACCGGAUCCUCGAGAUCAAGUUGGAGUGGAAAUCGCUGGAGGAACUCGCAUCCCUUCGCCACCAGCGACUCCAAGAGGCCCUGACGUUCUUCCAGUUCAAGGCCGACACCGACGACUUGGAGGCUUGGCUCCAGGACACCUACCGCCUGGUGUCCAGCGAUGACUUUGGCCACGAUGAGUUCUCCACCCGGUCGCUGGCUAAGAAGCACCGGGCGGUGACGGAGGAGAUAGCCCAGCACCAGGCCGCGGUGACGGGCCUGAGGGAACAGGUCUCGACCCUGGGCCUGGAGUACCAGGAGUUGGAGGAGGUGCAGAGGAGGGUCGGGGAGGUGGAAGGGCUGAACGCCGAGGUCAGGGAGGUGGCCUCCCUGCGCAGGCAGUGGCUCCAGGACGCCCUGGCGGUCUACAGGAUGUUCAGUGAGGUCAACGCGUGUGAGGUCUGGAUCGACGAAAAGGAGCAAUGGCUGAUCGCGAUGGUGAUUCCCGACAACCUGGAGGAGCUCGAGGUGGUGCAGCACAG